Molecule: messenger RNA, 783 nt
Organism: Hydatigera taeniaeformis
Lineage: Eukaryota; Metazoa; Platyhelminthes; Cestoda; Cyclophyllidea; Taeniidae
Source: the annotation of a GenBank genome assembly
AUGGUCACAAAAAUUGGAGAGAUUAGCACUGCGUAUCGUUUGCCACUUCGGAUACUUGUGGCACUGUUGAUAGUGGGGUCGUUGGUUGCACUGUGGUACUACGCAUUCCAAACGCCCUUCCGAAAACUUGUCUCCUCAAUGGUUGCAUUUAGCGCGGCUGACAUCGGUGGCUAUGAAAAGGGCGUGGCCCUCGCCUUCUUCGGAUCCAUUGAUUCACCCGAGCAUAAGAAUUGUCGCCUCUAUCGGGAUCGUUUUCCUAUCAAACGAGAUCGUGAUGGUGUCAUAGACAUUGCUGUCACCAUAGCAGUUUACGAUGACAUACGACCAGUGGCUCGAAUCAUGCGAAUGAUCUACCGCACGAACAACUACUACUGCAUCCACUUGAAUCGGGACGCUGACCACGCUCUCCAAGCGGCGAUGAAGGGCUUAAUUACCUGUUUCGAUAACAAUGUUGAGUUGGUUCCCACAAAUUCCAGCAUCGCACUUAUACGUAGUGGCGAAGGCGUUCUAAAGGCACAUUUAGCCUGUGCCGAACAAGCCUUACGUCGCAAUGGCAAGUGGAAAUACUUAAUCAACAUCGACGACGAUGAAUUUCCCCUAAGAACGAAUUUGGAAACUGUGUCCAUCUUGCAAGCUCUGAAUGGAGCCAAUCUAGUGGAGUCCUUUUCAACGCCUAGCCGCGAUUCGUUGGUGGGAAACAAAAGUCUGCCCUUGGAGGUGAGUCGGUUUGUUGCUUAUCCUGCUUUUCACCUUGCCGACAAGUUAACAAUCCCUAUUUUGUGA